Messenger RNA from Loa loa (African eye worm), 468 nucleotides. RefSeq lists its product as hypothetical. Bases 1 to 468 code for a protein of 155 amino acids. NCBI's taxonomy places the organism in Eukaryota, Metazoa, Nematoda, Chromadorea, Rhabditida, Onchocercidae. The transcript has 2 exons. The record is from RefSeq and is a predicted model, not a curated record.
AUGACCGCGAUCUGUGCACACCCAUCCCAGUACCAUCAUUACUUUUAUCUCGGAUGUGAUUCAGUGCAACAAUCCUACCUGGUAACUGUGCAUUCUACUGCGGUACAUAGCUAUCUGCAGUGGUGCUACUGCAUGUAUGAAACGGGAAAAGUAGACAGUUGCGAUAAUGGCGAUGACAAUAGUGUAGUGGCACUGCCGGUGGAAGAGACGAUGAUGCUGGCAGGGAUGGGACUGAAAUCGAUUGGAGCUUUUUGUUGCUUUGAAGGAGUAGCUUUAGUGGUGGCUAAAAACAGUGCAUUUUUGCUAAAUGUAUACUUUCGGGCUGCUCGAACAGCAGUGAGAAGCUGGGGAGGGGACAGUGGGCCAAACAUACCAUCGGUACCGUGGAUAAUGGUUGCAUCUCAAAAAAGAGCAGUAACCGCAUCAGGUGUGCGUGUCACCAGUGGCAGCUCCGAUCUCGGUCCAUAG